UGUGGAGAAAAGGGAACCCUCUUGCACUGUUGGUGGGAAUGUAAAUUGGUACAGCCACUAUGGAGAACAGUAUGGAGGUUCCUUAAAAAACUAAAAAUAUAACUACCAUACGACCCAGCAAUCCCACUCCUGGGCAUAUACCCUGAGAAAACCAUAAUUCAAAAAGAUACAUGCGGCGCGUGCUCCGCCCACCCCGGAGCCUCGCCCUCCGCCACAAUGAGCAAAUGAUCGCCAGAGAGGGCGUGAAAUUUAAAUUCCACUCAGGGGAGAAAGUGUUGUGCUUCGAGCCUGACCCCACCAAGGCACGAGUGCUGGACGAUGCCAAGAUUGUCGAUGUUAUUGUUGGUAAAGACGAAAAAGGCAGAAAGAUCCCAGAAUACCUGAUCCAUUUGAAUAGUUGGAACAGAAGCUGGGAUAGAUGGGCAGCUGAAGAUCAUGUCCUUCGUGACACCGAUGAAAAUUGGAGAUUAUUACAGCGUAAAUUGGCAAGAAAAGCUGUAGCUCGCCUGAGAAGCACAGGAAGAAAGAGGAAGCGCUGCAGGUUGCCAGGUGUGGACUCUGUCUUAAAAAUCCUCCCUGCUGAAGAAAAAGAUGAAAAUGUUGAAAACUUAAUAAGCAGUUCCUCUGAUGACAGUAGUGAAGAAAAGGAUGAAGAAAUAAGUGAAGAAAGUGAUAUUGAAGAAAAGACUGAAGUGAAGGAAGAACCAGAGCUGCACGCAAAAAAGGAAAUGGAAGAAAGAACAAUAGCUAUAGAAAUCCCUGAAGUUCUGAAGAAGAAGCCUGAGGACGAUUGUUACUGUAUCAACAGGAGGAAACAGUUAGUGAAACUUCCAUGCCAGACCAACAUCAUAACUAUCUUGGAAUCGUACGUGAAGCAUUUUGCUAUCAAUACAGGCUUUUCAGCUAAUGAGAGGCCUCAUCACCAUCACGCUAUGCCACACGCCAACGUGAGUGUGCAUUAUAUCCCAGCAGAAAAGAACGUUGACCUUUGUAAGGAGAUGGUGGAUGGAUUAAGAAUAACCUUUGAUUACACUCUCCCAUUGGUUUUGCUCUAUCCAUAUGAACAAGUUCAGUAUAAAAAGGUGACUUCGUCCAAAUUUUUUCUUCCGAUUAAGGAAAGUACCACAAACGCUAAUAGGAACCAGGAGGAGCUCUCUCCAAGCCCACCUUUGUUGAAUCCAUCCACACCACAGUCCACAGAGAGUAGCCAACCACAGGGGAACCAGCCAACCACAGGGGAACCAGCCACCCCCAAAAGGUGCAAAGCCGAGCCGGAAGCCUUGCAGUAUCUGAGGAGGUCCACACACCACUCUGCCAUUUGCGACAGGCUGUCUGAGAGCAGCGCCUCGCCUCAGCCCAAGUGACGGCAGCAGGACACGCCUGCCAGCAUGCCCAAGCUGUUCCUGCACCUGGAAAAGAAGACAACUGUUCAUAGCACAUCAUCCUCACUUGUUCCUCUGACCCCUAGCAAAGAAGGGAGUGCGGUGUUUGCUGGCUUUGAAGGCAGAAGAACUAAUGAAAUAAAUGAGAUCCUCUCCUGGAAACUUGUACCUGACAGUUACCCCCCAGGUGACCAGCCACCUCCACCCUCUUACAUUUAUGGGGCACAACACUUGCUGCAAUUGUUCGUGAAACUUCCAGAAAUCCUUGGAAAGAGGUCCUUUUCUGAGAAGAAUCUGAAGGCUUUACUGAAGCACUUUGAUCUCUUUCUGAGGUUUUUAGCAGAAUACCAUGAUGACUUUUUCCCAGAGUCUGCCUAUGUUGCUGCCUGUGAGGUGCACUACAGCACGAAGAACCCCAGGGUGAUUUAUUAA
Physeter macrocephalus (sperm whale) is the source of this 1814-nucleotide messenger RNA. RefSeq names its product male-specific lethal 3 homolog. Lineage: Eukaryota; Metazoa; Chordata; Mammalia; Artiodactyla; Physeteridae. The record is from RefSeq and is a predicted model, not a curated record. Gene Ontology annotation, biological process: regulation of DNA-templated transcription; chromatin organization. Gene Ontology annotation, cellular component: nucleus; NuA4 histone acetyltransferase complex; MSL complex.